AUGGUAAAUUUCAUUUAUGAAUUGCAGGAUAAUGACGGAGGUUUGAUCUUCAAUUCCGCGACGAUCAAGAGAAUGGAGAUGCUGAUCCUCGGAGCUCUGAAAUGGCGGAUGCGCUCCGUUAAUCCUUUCUCGUUCCUCAAUUAUUUCGUCUCGCUCUUCGAUUUCGGCGACGCCGAGCGAUUGAUUCAGUCUUUGAAGAACAGAGGAGCUCAGAUCAUCUUCAAAUCUCAGCACGAUAAAUCAAAUGAUUGCAGCAACAAGAGGUGGCUAGGCAAUUCGGCCAGCAUCGGCGCGGUGGAGGCUCUGAAGGAUCAAUUAGGGGUUUACAGAUGGAAUUACGUGAUCAGAUCUGUCGAGCAGCGCACUAAAUCCAGAGUGCAGACCUACUAUCAUAAGCACGUUGUUUCACCGGCCUCGGCGGCAGGGGCGCCAUCUGGUUCUCGUGCGCCGGAGGGAAAUAUGUUGGGGCUUCAGGAGAGGGCGGAGAGGAGAGAGCAGAGCGUGAAAAAGGUGAUGGAUUUGAGUUGUUGGUGUCCGACCACCGUCAGAUUCUGA
Salvia splendens (bonfire salvia) is the source of this 555-nucleotide messenger RNA. RefSeq names its product cyclin-D4-2. Lineage: Eukaryota; Viridiplantae; Streptophyta; Magnoliopsida; Lamiales; Lamiaceae. The coding region runs from base 1 to 555 and encodes 184 amino acids. The record is from RefSeq and is a predicted model, not a curated record. The transcript is spliced from 2 exons.